Piliocolobus tephrosceles (Ugandan red Colobus) is the source of this 1822-nucleotide messenger RNA. RefSeq names its product cytosolic arginine sensor for mTORC1 subunit 1 (gene CASTOR1). Lineage: Eukaryota; Metazoa; Chordata; Mammalia; Primates; Cercopithecidae. The record is from RefSeq and is a predicted model, not a curated record. Gene Ontology annotation, molecular function: arginine binding. The coding region runs from base 474 to 1304 and encodes 276 amino acids. Gene Ontology annotation, biological process: negative regulation of TORC1 signaling. The transcript has 9 exons.
UAGGAGGAGGCGCGACCACCCAAUAGUCUUCUCUUCCCGCGGGGCGUGGCCGUGAAAGAGCUGGACGCCACGCCUGGCUGGGCGGGUGGGUCAGCCGCGUAGCGGGCGGCGUGGACGCGGCCGCGCAGCGGCUCCUUUAAGGCUCGGGCACCACCCCCGCCGCCCCGCCUCCCGCGCGGCCUGGGUCUAGUUGGCGGUGGGGUCGGGUCCGCGCGAGCCGCGAUGGAGCUGCACAUCCUAGAACACCGGGUGCGGGUGCUGAGCGUCGCCCGUCCGGGUCUCUGGCUCUACACCCACCCGCUCAUCAAGCUGCUCUUCCUGCCCCACCGCAGCCGGUGCGCGCCCGGGUUCGGGAGCGCAGAUGGGGGCUGGGGGCUCUGCUGUCGCCCCGGGCCAGGGUCGGAGGAUUAGGAUCGCCGUAAGGCAGGUGCAAGUUCUUCAGCCUGACGGAGACCCCUGAGGAUUACACGCUUAUGGUGGAUGAGGAGGGCUUUAAAGAGCUGCCCCCAUCUGAGUUUCUGCAAGUAGCGGAGGCCACAUGGCUGGUGCUGAACGUGUCGUCUCACAGCGGUGCGGCAGUGCAGGCUGCUGGGGUCACCAAGAUUGCCCGCUCAGUCAUUGCGCCACUGGCUGAGCACCACGUGUCUGUCCUGAUGCUGUCCACUUACCAGACAGACUUCAUCCUGGUGCGGGAGCAGGACCUGUCCGUGGUGAUCCACACGCUGGCCCAGGAGUUCGACAUUUACCGCGAGGUGGGCGGAGAGCCUGUGCCUGUGACGAGGGAUGAUUCCAGUAAUGGCUUUCCCCGCACUCAGCAUGGGCCCAGCCCCACGGUGCAUCCCAUCCAGAGCCCACAGAACCGCUUCUGUGUCCUCACACUGGACCCUGAGACGCUUCCAGCCAUCGCCACCACCCUCAUAGAUGUCCUCUUCUACUCGCACAGCACCCCCAAGGAGGCAGCCUCUAGCAGUCCUGAACCCAGCUCCAUCACGUUCUUUGCCUUCUCCCUCAUCGAGGGUUAUAUCUCCAUUGUCAUGGAUGCUGAAACACAGAAAAAGUUCCCCAGUGACCUGCUGCUGACCAGCUCCUCAGGGGAGCUGUGGAGGAUGGUGCGCAUCGGCGGACAGCCCCUGGGCUUUGAUGAAUGUGGCAUCGUGGCGCAGAUCGCGGGUCCCCUGGCAGCCGCUGACAUCUCUGCCUACUACAUCAGCACCUUCAACUUCGACCACGCCCUGGUGCCCGAGGACGGUAUCGGCAGCGUCAUCGAGGUCCUCCAGCGGCGGCAGGAAGGACUGGCUUCCUGAGUCCCAUGGGGAACAGAGCAGCCACCCUGCUCUCCCCUCGACCCAGGCGUCCAAAGACUUCUCUACAGCUAUUUCCUUAAGCUCUGGAAUGAGCCCCCUGUUGUGCCGGGGACCCUCGUUCCGCUCUCUGUAUGUAAGCUGCGUGCGGGCACCGGCUUUUACGCAGACACCUGUGUGCACUCGCAGGUGGAGUGGGCAGGUGCUAGCCUGACUGCAUGUCUGCCCACACAGGGGAACACGGUGCUCGGGGCUUAAGCCCCCAACCCAAAACCCAACUCCCUGCGCGGCCUCGGCGUUUGCACAGUCCCUGCCUGAGGCCCGAGCCAUCCCCCUCAGCCUUCCUGGGCCAGCUGUCUCCCAGACAGGGCCCUGACCUCUGUUCUGCCUCUGGUGGGGUUGCCUUCCCUGGCCAGGUGAGUCCUGACAGUGCCUCUCCCUCCUGGGGCCUCCGAGAAAAGUAUUUUGACAUCUCUCUCUUCUGUUUUUAUUGACUUGUUAAUAAAGGACUUUGUAGUGAC